Molecule: messenger RNA, 1311 nt
Organism: Oryza sativa Japonica Group (Japanese rice)
Lineage: Eukaryota; Viridiplantae; Streptophyta; Magnoliopsida; Poales; Poaceae
Product: nuclear transcription factor Y subunit C-4-like
Biological process (GO): regulation of transcription by RNA polymerase II
Cellular component (GO): nucleus
Molecular function (GO): DNA-binding transcription factor activity, RNA polymerase II-specific; RNA polymerase II cis-regulatory region sequence-specific DNA binding; protein heterodimerization activity
Source: RefSeq, a predicted model, not a curated record
UCUCUCCGCCGCCGACGCCGAGGGCUCCACGAGAGGGAGGUGGGCGGCGCGGCCCUUCGCCGGAGGGAGCGCUCUCCGCCGCCGCCGCUCCCGCUCCCGCCGGCGCGGGAGAUCCGGGCGUCGUCUCUCGGGCUUGAAUGUUCAUGCAACUACCCACUUGCACAAUAUGGAUAGUAGGAGUACAAAAGGGCCUUUGGCUUUGGACGGACAAGAGCUGACAUGGAACCAUCCUCACAGCCUCAGCCUGUGAUGGGUGUUGCCACUGGUGGGUCACAAGCAUAUCCUCCUCCUGCUGCUGCAUAUCCACCUCAAGCCAUGGUUCCUGGAGCUCCUGCUGUUGUUCCUCCUGGCUCACAGCCAUCAGCACCAUUCCCCACUAAUCCAGCUCAACUCAGUGCUCAGCACCAGCUAGUCUACCAACAAGCCCAGCAAUUUCAUCAGCAGCUGCAGCAACAGCAACAGCAGCAACUCCGUGAGUUCUGGGCUAACCAAAUGGAAGAGAUUGAGCAAACAACCGACUUCAAGAACCACAGCUUGCCACUCGCAAGGAUAAAGAAGAUAAUGAAGGCUGAUGAGGAUGUCCGGAUGAUCUCGGCAGAAGCCCCCGUUGUCUUCGCAAAGGCAUGCGAGGUAUUCAUAUUAGAGUUAACAUUGAGGUCGUGGAUGCACACGGAGGAGAACAAGCGCCGGACCUUGCAGAAGAAUGACAUUGCAGCUGCCAUCACCAGGACUGAUAUCUAUGACUUCUUGGUGGACAUAGUUCCCAGGGAUGAAAUGAAAGAAGAAGGGCUUGGGCUUCCGAGGGUUGGCCUACCGCCUAAUGUGGGGGGCGCAGCAGACACAUAUCCAUAUUACUACGUGCCAGCGCAGCAGGGGCCUGGAUCAGGAAUGAUGUACGGUGGACAGCAAGGUCACCCGGUGACGUAUGUGUGGCAGCAGCCUCAAGAGCAACAGGAAGAGGCCCCUGAAGAGCAGCACUCUCUGCCAGAAAGUAGCUAAAGAUGAUACAGUGAAGUUGUGACAUUGAUAUACAUUGUCCUGUGAACUUAGGGCCUCUAAAACUCAGUGCUCUUGUCAAAACUAUUCCCAUGAUUGUUGGCUGAAACGGGUAAUCUGAUUAGGUCUUAGGCUUUCCUAAUGUUAGUUCUGCUCUGCUAUGGCAGCAGUAGAAAAAAAAAAGAUUGUGAUUUGGUAGGUGAUUUGCAACUAAUGUAGUAACUGUACCUUACCUUUCAUCAGUUUCUAAUCCAAUACUCAAAAGUGCUGGCAUGUGGAGACCCUUGUAUGAAUUGAGUGUUUGUUCAUGUCAUG